CCCAUGUCAACAGCUAUUAAGAAGACACCAAAACCGUGUUACCCUGUAGGGAAGUUUAGGCGAAACCUAUAAAAGCUGUAAAUUUACUCUUUGAAUCAUAUAAUGGAGGGGACAGGACCAAUAGGAGAGGACAUGUUUGAGUCAAUGGAGGAAUUCCAGAUGGUCCUCAAUGAGCUGGUUGGGGACAAGAGCAUGGACAAGGUCCGGGUGGAGUAUGAGAAGCUCAUCCAUGCUCUUAAGAAGUCCAGAGAGAAUGAGAAGAGGCUCAUGUCCAAAUGCAGAGAGCUGAAUGCAGAGAUUGUGUCCACAUCAACUAAAGUCGCAGCAGCCCUGAAGAUUUCCCAGGAAGAUGAAACAACAAUUACUUCGCUAAAGAGGGAGCUUGAUAAAGCUUGGAAAAUGGUUGAUGCUGCUCAUGAUAAAGAGAAGAGGGACAAAGAGGCCAUCAGGAAUUUAAAAGAAGAAGUUGCAAACCUAAUCAAAAAGGCAGAACAACAAACUGGCUUCUCUACAAACCAAGAGCAGAGUGAUCAACUGAAAAUGAUUGAGCAGUUGACUAAGGAGAAGGACCAGCUGCUAACAGAUGUGGAGGGUCUGAGAGAAAAAUUUAACAAGGCCACUGCAACCCAGCAGCAGAUCGAGGCCCAACGAGAUUCUGCCUUAGAGAGUAUUUCUCAGCUCCAGCAGGAGCUCCAGGUACAGCAGAAUGAGAUUUCCCGAGAGAUGAGGUUGAAAGAGAAGCUGGACAAGGAGGUGAAGCAGCUGCACAUGGACAUGGAAGCCAAGAUGGGGGACGUCAAGGCUCUGAAUCUGCAGGGCGAAAGGGCCAGAGAGGAGCAGCAGCGACUGGAGCAGCAGCUCAAAGAGCUAAAGAUCAUGAAUGAGCGAUCCACCAAGGAGCUGGAGCAGAUGCAGGUGAAGAAUACUAAGCUGCAGCAGGAGUGUGAGCAACUCUCAUCAGUCAAAGAACGUCUGUCAUUGGAGAAUCAGCAGAACACAAAUGAGCUCAAGAUGAGAGAAGAGGAGGUCAGUCAGAUGCGUCAGGAGAUUGCAAAACAAACAAAGAUGAGAGAAGCCAUUCAGAAGAAGUUGCACCAGAUGGAGGAUCAGAAAGCUGAUGUGGAUGUACAGAAAGAGACACUGAAGGCUCAGAUCGCUGGCCUGGAGAAGGAUCUUGAAUCUUCCCAAAAGCAAGUUGAAGUUGACAAGAAAGCUACAGAUGAGCUGAUCCGUGAGCGAGACAUCUUAAAUAAGAACAUGAUCAAAGCUGCACAGUCGACUGAGAAACAGCAGAGCAUUGUGAAGCUCCUCGAGCAGGACAAGAAGACUCUGGAACAUGAGAUCAAUGGAUACCGGCAGGAGGCCCAAAAGCAGCGCAAAAUCAUCCAACAGCUGGAGAAAGAACGGGACCGCUACAUCAAUGAGACCAGUAACCUCAUGCAGAAGGUGCAGCUGAAAAUGAGUGACGUUGAAGUGAGAGAGAUGGAGAUAUUUGAUUGGAGGAAGAAGGUCUCAGAGGCAGAGUGUAAGCUCAAACAGCAAGAAAACCUGCUGGAGUCUGUCAUAUCUGAAAGGAACCUCUACAGCAAAAACCUCAUCGAGGCUCAGGAGGAGAUUGCAGAGAUGAAGAGGAAGAUGAAGACCAUGAACAACCAGGUCACCAGACUGAGAGAUGAGAUCACUGGGAAGGAGAUGGCCCUAGCCAAGGAUCAGCAGGAACACAAACGCUUAGAGAAGGAUAACGAGGCCCUCAAGGGGGAGCUUCAGUCGAUGAAGCUCCAGCUUGAGGAAACAAAGCAGCGUGUUGACAGUCAGAAAGCAGAACAGCAGAAACUGCAGAAGAUUAUAGCCGACGCUGAUGCUGAGCAGAUCCAACAGAAGAAGCAACUGGAACAGGUUAUCAGAGAGCGAGACAACCUGGGCAAACAGCUGCUGCGCCGCAACGAUGAGAUUGCACUGCUGUAUGAGAAGAUCAGGAUCCAGCAAUCAAUCCUGAGCAAGGGGGACUUCCACUACAACCAGAAGAUGGAAGACAUCCGCCUGCUGAAGGUGGAGAUCAAGAGGCUCCAGUGCAAGAAGAGCAUCCUGGACAAGACUGUACCCCACACAGAGGACCUGAGACGAGAGCUGUUCCACCUCCAAAGAGAGCUGCUGAGAGAGAGGGUAAGGAACAGCGUCCUCGAGGAACAGCUGAAGCCCAUAAAUAUUCACCGAUGGAGACGACUGGAGGGCAGUGACCCAGGCAAAUAUGAACUCAUCCAAAAGAUUCAGUCCUUACAAAAGCGACUUAUUGCCAAGACCCGAGAACUUGAGGAACGUGAACUUCUAUUACAGGAAAAGGAGAAGCUGUAUGUGGAACUGAAGCACAUCCUGGCCCGGCAGCCUGGUCCAGAGGCAGCUGAGCAGCUCCAGCAGUGCCAGUGGACCAUCAGAGAGAGAACUAAAAAGCUCAAGGCAUUGAUAGCAGAAGUGAGAAUGCUCGACUCCAGGAUGAACGAGUACAAACGUGAAAAUCAAAGUUUAGCGAAUGAGCUGGCAAAUGUUAAGAAGAAGUACCUCAGACAGAAAAAGCUCCACAGUGAGCAGAUGACCAAGACCAAGGUGGAGCAGCUGGAACCUCUGCCCCAGCUGAGCAGCAAGCCUCACUUCGUUGGCGGAGGCUUCCGGAUUGACAACCCUGUGAGAAGAUAACGGCUACUAUAACGAUAGAUUGAAUAAUGCAUCUUUCACAUAUUUUAUUGUUUGAAAUGAAAGAAACUAUGUUUCCACAUAUGCUGGCAGCAUCUGCAAGUCAGAGGUUUCUGAACAAUCCUGUAUUUUACAGUGAAGCAAUCAUGACCACAAUCAUCAAUUAUCAGCGGGGUGUCUUCAUCCUGCUACCACACAGUACUGCAAUACUAUACUACAUCAUGUUGUAUGAAAUACUUUUGAUCAGAAUAUGAAUGCCAGAUCCUAAACAACACAUCAGAUACCCUGUAAUGUUCUUGUGUUUUUUCUAUUUUUUUAGUAGUCAUUUCAUUUCUUAUUACCAACAAUUAAUUAUGCAUACCUCUCUGUCAUCCUCAAUAGACUAUACAUUUCUCUCAUCCCUCUCAAUAUU
This is a messenger RNA of Acanthopagrus latus (yellowfin seabream), 3100 nucleotides long. It is a transcript of the gene cfap58, whose product is annotated as cilia and flagella associated protein 58. Gene Ontology annotation, cellular component: cytoskeleton. NCBI's taxonomy places the organism in Eukaryota, Metazoa, Chordata, Actinopteri, Spariformes, Sparidae. The record is from RefSeq and is a predicted model, not a curated record. The coding region runs from base 103 to 2691 and encodes 862 amino acids. The transcript is spliced from 18 exons.